This is a messenger RNA of Mycena citricolor, 618 nucleotides long. Lineage: Eukaryota; Fungi; Basidiomycota; Agaricomycetes; Agaricales; Mycenaceae. The record is from the annotation of a GenBank genome assembly.
AGUCCACUCGACGGUACCUGUCAUGCGAAGGGCUAUGCAACAUGUCCGGAUCCGAUACUCAGAGAAACCACGAUAGCCUAGCACUGUCGCCCAACUUCCCUUUGCCAGAAUCCCAAACUUUGCACCUUAUCCGAGCCCAUGUGUCCAACGCGCGCGCCUUCACUUCCACCCGAGCUGGAGCUACGGAUCUUCGAGCUCGCAGCCGACCUAGAUCCCGGCACAAUACCCGUGCUGCUGCGUGUCGCGCAAGAGUGCACAGCUGCGGAGCGACGAACGUCCUGGUCUGCGGGGUAUGCGGGAUCCCGAUAUCCUGAGCACGAUGCAGAGCGCUGGGUUUCGCGUCGAGAAGAUGCUGCUCCUGGUGCCUCUCUCGGAACCGGACUCGAAUUUUCCUCUCCCGUGUCAUUGAGUGCGCAUCUCCCCGAGCUGCGACGUCUCCCUGCACUAACCCAUCUCGCCAUCGACGCGCGAACUCCGCUCGCGACCAUCGAUGCGCUGUUACGCCAGGAUCUGCGCGUUGUUCUGUUGCUCUGGGACCUGGAGAGCAAGCUUGAUGAUGCAGUGCCGGUCUGGGCGACCGUCGGGUCGUGGUCUGUGCUGGCCACUUCGAGUGGAUAG